AUGGAUCGCCAGGAGCCAGGACUCAUCAAGUGGUCGCCAAACGCGGCGCACGACUCGUUCCUGCACAUCAGCUUACAGGAGCGUGUCGUGCAGCUCUAUGAGCCGACAGGUCUCGCACAGCGCGGUCGCUUCGAGUACCGUAAGCUGGCCAAACACAACGAUCUACCACCGCUGACGGCCUAUGACUGGUCUCCCACGGUUCCAGGCAUCGUAGCAGUUGGCACUCAGACCGGCGUGGUCAACUUGCUACGUAUCGACGAUAACUCAAACGGUUACCAGGAGCUAGCCCUCAAGAUCUCGCGUACCUGUCAGGCCGUCGCCUUCAACACUGGCGGCAAGUUGGCGGUUGCCCUGGACCGCGUGCGCAGCGAUCACUGCCUGUACAUCUGGGAUGUCUCGCGUCUUUCAUCCCUGAACGAUGCCCACAUCGUCGGCUUGCCACCCGACCUGGGCUUGCCCCUGGAUCCUGUUGAUCGACUCGAGCAUAACGCGUCCGUGUCCAGCAUCCGUUUCUUUGAGGACAACCCGAAUGUUCUGGUAGCCGGUAUCAAGGGCCAGGGAUUGCGUAUCCAUGAUCUACGAGACCAUGCCCACUCCUCUGUGGCCUAUUUCCAGACCAAAUGUUGUAAUAACUUGGCUAUCGACUACGCUGACCAAAACUACUUUGCUUCUUCCGCCCUUGACCAGCCUGGAGUCAUGAUUUGGGACCGCCGGGCUCUGAACCGGCAUACUGUCAGUUCCUCCUACGCUGAAGCUCUUGAUCGGGAUGGCCUCUGCUGGGGCGGUGCCCUACGCCUCGAUCGUGCAGUACACGUUGACCCGAACGACCCGGCUGCGCUCGAUGCCAAAAGCUCCAUGAUUCGGUCUCUGCGCUUCUGUCGUGACCAUCCUGGCAUGUUGGCCGUGCUCUCGCAGACGGGCCAGCUCCGGGUCUUCUCAGCUCGUCAUGAGCAUCUUGACCCAGAUGCAAGGGUUGCCAGCAGCCCAGAGCUGCUCGAGGUUCGUCGUUCCUAUGAAAUGGACCCUCUGUAUGCCGAGCCGGGCCGUAAGAGUGAGAGGAUUGUGUCAUUCGACUGGAUUACGAUGAGCUCCCCUGUGCUCAAGCCACGAGUUCUGGUUCUUCGUGCGAAUGGUACCUUUGACGUGCUUGAAAAACCCUCGUUUACGUCAGAGUAUCCGUUCAAGCUGGUCCCUUGGCAGCCUCCUUACCGAGGCCUGGAUGGCACUGAUUAUCAAGAACUAAUGGAGUUUGAGCCGUCACAAGAAGAGCGGAUAUUUGCUCCCUUCCUGACCGAACAGGCUCUGACUGAUGUGCCUUUGUUCGGGCCCAACAAGGCCAGCGUCAGAACACUUGUCGAGAAAACACUGGCCGAUGGCCUUUCUCAGCACACACUAGCAGUCUCGGGCGGGUCUGACCAGCGUACUUCCGUCUCGAAGGAAGCACCCACGGUCGCAGACAAGCUGAAGGCACUUAGAAAGGCUGCUAAAAACAGCGAGGGCAACUCCGAAGGACUCUUAUCGCAGCUCGAACGCCGAGAGAGCUUGCUCAGCUGUACCAGGGAUAUGACAGGGCUCUCGAGCCAAGACCGCUAUGUCCUGGAUCAUGUCAUGCUUCUGCGUGCUCAGGAGGGCUAUCGAUUUGAUCCGAUAAAAAAUCAGGGAAUUGUGGCAGACGAUCCGUGGUUGAAAGAUGCCUGGGCUUGGGUUGCUGGUGCAGAGGCAGCAGCUUUUGAUGACGGGAUGGUAGCGUUUCCCUUAGACGUUGGCUACAUGGGUGUUCACACAAUCUGGAACAACGAUUUGGGCAGUCGCCCUGAGAUGAGGCUAGCUGAAGAUGCCGAACUUCCGGACGAGGCCGGCUGGGAGCGUUGCUUGAACACGAUCAAUAAGCAAUUGAGGAUACCCAAAUUUGAUGGACAAGUCAAGACCAGAAGGCCGCAUCAUCGGGCAAUGUGUCUGGCAAUAUGUGGUUUUGGUCGCUCGGAUACGGAGGAUAUGGAGUUCUCGUCACCCUCUAAGCGAGAGUCGACAUGGUACACCAUGGUUGCGGCACAAGCUCUCUUCCGGGGUGACACAAAAGGCGCCGUGCAGGUGCUAAAGAAAGCGAGCACCGAGUAUCCGGAGCUGUUGUUUGUGUCACUUGCGCUCCAGCUCAUGGGAAAGAAUGGUGGUCAUGAUGGCGAGACAAAUGUUGCGCUAGACUUUGACGAAAAGGUGGCGUCUCGGACAGACCCGUAUUUGCGUGCCAUCUCAGCCAUCAUCGCAACGGGAGAUUGGGCCGUGAUUGCUAACCAGCGGUCGCUGCCCCUGCGCGAUCGAUGCUUCGUCGCUGUCCGAAACCUGGACGACGAUGCUCUUACGGCUUGGCUCGAUCGCGAGGUAUCUUUGGCGAUUGAGACAGGCGACAUCGAGGGCAUCGUGCUCACAGGUAUCACGGACCGGCUGGUAGAUAUUCUUGCCCGUUACGUGCACAAAUUUAACGAUUUCCAGACGGCAACCCUGCUCUUGUCCAUCUGCGCCCCUCGCUUCAUCGACGACAUCCGCGCUACGGCGUUCCGAAAUGCCUACCGCAACUAUCUCCAGCGUCACCGUGCUUUCUUCUUGCGCGCUAAGUUCGACGUUGAGUCCACGAAACGCUCCAAGCACCGUGGCGUGCCAACCCUGCGCCCGGCUGCCAGACAGAUUGGCCUGCGCUGCGUGUACUGCGAUGUAGCAAUCAAGCAGGAGCAGCUUGCCAACACCAGCGUUUCCACGCUCCCCUUCCGCGCGAGCACCGGUUCGAGCGGCAUCACGGCCACUAAUCCUGCUACGCAGAACAGUCCCAACCCUUCGGGCAGCUUGAGCAACCCGGCUACUCCGCGGCUCUUGCCUGGAGGGAGCGCCGCCGCUAGUCGUGCCGGCACACCGUCCUCCCGGAGCGAGUUCCGCUACCACCAGCAGCAACAAGCUGCUGGCUCGGCAUACACCGACAAGCUUGUGUCGGCGGGUAUAAGUUGUCCGAACUGCAAGCAGCACCUCCCACGUUAUCUAGAUAUGAUCAAUGUGGAUGAGGCCACAUGCUCCGUGUAG
Molecule: messenger RNA, 3069 nt
Organism: Thermochaetoides thermophila DSM 1495
Lineage: Eukaryota; Fungi; Ascomycota; Sordariomycetes; Sordariales; Chaetomiaceae
Exons: 4
Coding region: 1-3069 (1022 amino acids)
Biological process (GO): positive regulation of TORC1 signaling
Cellular component (GO): cytoplasm
Molecular function (GO): protein binding
Source: RefSeq, a predicted model, not a curated record